Messenger RNA from Castor canadensis (American beaver), 2037 nucleotides. It is a transcript of the gene Acox2, whose product is annotated as acyl-CoA oxidase 2. Gene Ontology annotation, biological process: very long-chain fatty acid metabolic process; fatty acid beta-oxidation using acyl-CoA oxidase; lipid homeostasis. Gene Ontology annotation, cellular component: peroxisome. The record is from RefSeq and is a predicted model, not a curated record. Gene Ontology annotation, molecular function: FAD binding; fatty acid binding; 3alpha,7alpha,12alpha-trihydroxy-5beta-cholestanoyl-CoA 24-hydroxylase activity. NCBI's taxonomy places the organism in Eukaryota, Metazoa, Chordata, Mammalia, Rodentia, Castoridae.
AUGGGUAGUCCAGUGCACCGGGUGUCAAUGGGAGACCCCUGUAGCAGGCAAGUGCACCCUGACAUAGAGAGCGAGAGGUCUGUGCAGUCCUUCGAUGUGGAACGACUCACUAACAUCCUUGACAGAGGCGCCCAGAACACAGCGCUCAGAAGGAAAGUUGAAAGCAUCAUCCACAGCGACCCCGUGUUUAACCUCACAGACAAUUAUUUCAUGGCACAGAAAGAGCUUUAUGAGGCGGCCAUGCAGAAGAGAUUCCACAUGCAGAUGCUAGCGCAGCGCCUAGGCUGGCAAGAAGAUGGUUGUGAACUGGAGUACGCCUGCAGGGCGCUUUCCGGAAGUGUGGGCUUAGGCUUACGAACUGUCUUCAUGAAUGCCCUCAGGAGCCUGGGCUCAGAGGAGCAGAUUGCUAAAUGGAGCCCACUCUGCAGAAACUUCCAGAUCAUCACAACAUACGCCCAGACAGAACUGGGACACGGGACAUACCUUCAAGGCUUAGAGACUGAAGCCACCUACGACACAGCCACCCAGGACUUUGUGAUACACAGCCCCACAAUGACUGCCACCAAGUGGUGGCCUGGGGACCUGGGACAGUCGGCCACCCACGCACUGGUCCUGGCCCAGCUGAUCUGCUCGGGCCGGCGGGGCAUGCAUGCCUUUAUUGUGCCCAUCCGGAGCCUCCAGGACCACACCCCACUGCCAGGAAUCACCAUUGGGAACAUUGGGCCCAAGAUGGCCUUGAAUAAUGUAGACAACGGCUUCCUGCGACUGCACCACGUUCGAGUCCCCAGGGAAAACAUGCUGAGUCGCUUUGCACAGGUCUUGCCAGAUGGUACCUACAUGAGGUUCGGGACAGCACAGAGCAACUAUUUUGCCAUGGUAGUGACACGGGUGCAACUGGUAGCGAAAGAGAUCCUACCCAACCUGCAGAAGGCUUGUGUCAUUGCGAUGCGCUACUCAGUCAUCCGACGCCAAUCCCGGCUCCGGCCCAGUGACCCAGAGGUAAAAAUCCUGGACUACCAGACUCAGCAGCAGAAGCUCUUUCCUCAGCUGGCCAUGAGUUAUGCCUUCCAUUUCCUGGCAGUCAGCCUCUCAGAAUUCUUUGAGCUCUCCUAUGAUAGCAUUCUGAACAAAGAUUUCAGCCUCCUGCCUGAGCUCCAUGCACUGAGUACAGGUGCAAAGGCCAUGACAGCAGACUUCUGCACCCAGGGGGCCGAGCAAUGUCGCAGGGCCUGUGGAGGACAUGGCUACUCAGAGCUGAGUGGUCUGCCUUCACUGGUCACUAAAGUGACAGCCUCCUGCACCUAUGAGGGUGAGAAUACAGUGCUCUACCUGCAGGUGGCCAGGUUUCUGGCAAAAAGCUACCUGCAGGCUCAGAUGUCCCCAGGCUCCACACAGCAGAAAUCUCUCCCUCAGUCUGUCGCAUAUCUCGCCAAGCCUGACCUGUCCAGGUGUCCAGCCCAGAUGGCAGCUGACUUCCUCUGCCCAGAGCUCUAUACUACAGCCUGGGCACACGCAGCAGCCAGGCUCAUUAAGGAUGCAGUGCACCAUGUACGGACCCUCGAGCAAUCUGGGGUGGAACAGCAUGAGGCUUGGAACCAGACCACUAUCAUACAACUCCAGGCUGCUAAGGCACACUGCUACUACAUCACCGUGAAGAGUUUUAAGGAAGCUCUGGAGAAACUAGACAAUGAACCAGCGAUUCAGCAGGUGCUCAAACGCCUCUGUGACCUCUGUGCCUUACACGGUAUUUUGACUCACUCAGGCGACUUUCUCCAUGAUGGCUUCCUGUCUGGGGCCCAAGUAGACAUGGCGAGAACAGCCUACCUGGACCUGCUCUCCUUGAUCCGGAAGGAUGCUAUCUUGUUAACUGAUGCUUUUGACUUCACGGAUCAGUGUUUAAAUUCGGCACUUGGCUGUUAUGAUGGAAAUGUCUAUGAACGUCUGUUCCAGUGGGCUCAGAAGGCACCAGUCAAUACUCAGGAGAACUCUGCCUAUGAAAAAUACAUCCGACCACUGCUACAAAGAUCCAAUCUGUGA